CCUUGUUUUUGUUUGCUUGCAGCCUGUACGUGCGUGCGUGCAUGUGGCAGUAAGGUUAGGUUGCUUAGAAUGAGAGGCCGAGAUGUAUCCCCUGCGCGCUAACUGAAUUGUUGAUUGUCUCUUGCUAGCGCUCAGAAGUUAGAUCAGUCGAUCACUUGAAGAAUAUUUCAAAAUAGUUGUGCUGACGCUGAUGGUAUCUUUGUUGUUCGAAAAACAGUAAACAUGGAGCUUUCAAUGGGUGACAGCAGUGCGAGGCGUGUCCUCGACCCCAGGAACGUUACUUUCUCUGUGUUCACAUCAGAUGAAAUCCGCAAGAUCAGUGUUUUGAAGAUUGUGACCCCUAUGACUCUCAACCCUUUGGGACAUCCUGUCACUGGUGGUCUUUAUGAUGGUGCUAUGGGGCCCAUGUUGGAAACCAGUGAGCCUUGCAAAACCUGCAUGAAGAAUAUUCAAAGCUGUCCUGGGCACAUCGGACACAUCGAACUGCCUGUUCCUGUGACCAACCCAAUCUUCCACAAACCAGUCGCUGUUUUCAUAAGAAUGGCUUGUUUGAAUUGCUACCGAUUUCAGCUGCCACCUGCAGUUAAAUGGCAAAUCUAUGCUCAACUUCAACUAGCCGAUGCUGGAUUCAUUACAGAAGCCUUAGAAGUUGAAAAUAACUGUUCAUUUUCGGAUGAGAAGUGGCCUUCCGCUGAAUUAGAAGAAUCUUCUUGUAAGGCCAAGAUAAUAGAUUAUGUUCUUUCUGUCAUCAAAAGUAGCCCACGUUCUGAAACGGACCAAAACUCAGCCAAUACCAAAGCUGCUGAAACAGUUCGGAAUGCUACAUUAGCCACUUUAUUCCGAGGUUCCACUACUGACAAGAAAUGCCUUUUCUGCAAAGCACGGUUGGUGAAGUUAACAUUUUUCAGGGAUCGCUUGAAUGUGAAGGUUCAAGUAGCACCAAAGCAUCAGGGUGAGGACACUCUGAACCCUAAUAAUUCAAUGGUCCCAAAUACGUCCGCUGUAGAUUUGAAUGCAACAUCAUCUGCUGUCUCCAAAGGCCAAAUGCAGUCUCUUAACCCCAAAGAAUUAAGGGAUCAUUUGCGAGGUCUAUGGAACAAUGAGAAGCAGUUUAUGGCUGAAGUGAUGCCCAUCCUGAAAGAUAGAGACCUGGAGUACCCUACAGAUCUCUUCUUCUUUGAUGUUAUACCGGUACCUCCACCCAACGUGCGCCCUGUAAAUAUGGUCAAUGGAAUGCCUUGUGAUCAUCCUCAGACUGCCAUGUACAAGAAACUUUUCACAGAUUCAAUGGUUAUGUGGAAUGUUAUUCAACUGGUUCAAGAUGGCUCAAUUGACAAACUCUCCAAAGAAGGCAAGUUACUUGUUCAAGGAGUUACGGGUAGCAGUCCAUUUGAAAAGCUGCAUUGUGCCUGGGAGGUACUGCAGACAAGUACGGAUCAGUUGCUAGACACUAGCUCCCUGAAUAGCAAAGUUAGAGCGCAAGGCCUGAAACAAGUUCUAGAAAAAAAGGAAGGUGUAAUCCGAAUGCACAUGAUGGGUAAGCGUGUUAAUUUUGCGGCUCGCUCUGUCAUUACUCCUGAUCCCAAUCUAAAUGUAGAUGAAAUUGGAUUUCCGGAAGCUUUUGCCUUGAAAUUGACAUAUCCUGUGCCAGUCACCCCUUGGAAUGUGAGGGAACUAAGGCAACUGGUUUUGAAUGGUCCUGAUGUUCACCCUGGUGCUGUGUAUGUAGAAGAUGAAAAUGGACGCCGUGCACGUUUGAAGAGUGAUGAUCCCUUGCAGAGGGAGACCAUAGCCAAACAGCUUCUGAAACCAGGAGAUGUUGCCAAGAAUUUUACUGGAGGCACUAAGAAAGUGCACCGCCAUUUGGUGAAUGGUGAUAUUCUAUUGCUCAACAGACAGCCUACUCUCCAUCGGCCCAGUAUAAUGGCUCACAAAGCACGUAUUCUGAAGGGAGAGAAAACUCUUCGAAUGCAUUAUUCCAACUGCAAAUCCUACAAUGCUGAUUUUGAUGGAGAUGAAAUGAAUGCUCACUUUCCACAGAGUGAGCUGGCAAGGAGUGAAGCUUAUAACUUAGUGAACGUGUGUCACCAGUAUCUUGUCCCCAAGGAUGGCACUCCAUUGGGUGGAUUGAUUCAGGAUCAUAUGGUUUCAGGUGUGUGGCUUUCAGUGAGAGGAAAGUUCUUUUCACGUGAAGAUUAUUUACAGCUGGUAUAUCAGGCCGUUGGUGACAUGCCUGGAAACAUUCAACUUCUCCGCCCUGCUAUCCUGAAGCCUCUCCCAUUGUGGUCAGGAAAGCAAGUUAUCUCUACAGUAAUUAUUAACACCAUUCCUAGCAGAAAAUCACCGAUCAACUUGACUGCUACUGCCAAAAUCAGAGCAAAUUUGUGGGUUAAGGAAAAACCCCGUCCGUGGAAAGCAGGAGGCACACCAUUUGGCUCUUCAAACACAAUGUCAGAAGCUGAAGUUGUUAUCAGACAAGGCGAGUUACUUUGUGGAGUUCUUGACAAAACCCAUUACGGUGCCACUCCCUAUGGUUUAGUGCAUUGCAUGUAUGAACUCUAUGGUGGAGAAUGUUCAAGUAAAUUGCUCAGUGCCUUCUCAAAGUUGUUUAUGGCAUUCCUUCAGUUGAUGCAAGGAUUCACCUUAGGUGUUGAAGAUAUCUUGGUAAUGGAAAAAGCUGACAAGCGUCGUUCUGAUAUUAUCCAAGAAUGCCGGAAAAUGGGGGACUCUGCUGCUGCUGCUGCGCUUGGACUUCCUCCAGACAGCCCUUCAGAUCUUCUAACUGAAAAGAUGGAAGAGGCAUACUGUGAUAACAAGAGAAACUUUAGAGGAGAGAUUGACAGUCAAUUUAAGAGUUUGCUCAACCCAUAUACUGAUGAUAUCAACAAGACAUGCCUUCCAACUGGCUUAAUACAGAAAUUCCCUCAAAAUAAUCUGCAACUUAUGGUUCAAUCUGGAGCUAAAGGUUCCACUGUAAACACCAUGCAAAUUUCAGGAUUACUGGGCCAGAUUGAAUUAGAAGGCAAGCGCCCUCCACUUAUGAUAUCAGGACGCUCUCUGCCUAGUUUUGCUCCUUAUGACAGGCAACCAAGAGCUGGUGGUUUCAUUGAUGGACGGUUCAUGACAGGAAUUCAACCACAGGAGUUCUUUUUCCAUUGUAUGGCAGGACGUGAAGGAUUGAUUGAUACUGCUGUGAAGACGAGUCGUAGCGGUUACUUACAAAGGUGUGUCGUUAAAAGUUUGGAAGGUCUCAGCAUACACUACGAUAUGACUGUGAGGGACAGUGAUGGAAGUGUUGUGCAGUUUGCCUAUGGAGAAGAUGGCAUGGACAUAAAUAAGGUCCAGUUUUUGAAACCUGACCAGAUGUCCUUCUUGGAAGAUAAUCAUAAAGUAUUGUAUGAUAAGAAAUUGCUGAAAUCACUUACAGAUGAAGAAAGUGCUAAAGAAAUUUCAAAGCAGAAGAAAAGAGUCAAGAAGUGGAAAAAAGUUAGUAACAAUGAUGGACAAAGAAAAAGUACAUUCCUCAACUACACAGUUGGAAUGAAAGAUACAUUCAACUCCAAGAAGCUAUCCAGCAAAACCGGAAGAAAGAAAGGCUUGGAACAGCUAAUUGAUGUCUUCAGAGAGACUCCAGAGUCUAAUCCAGAAAUGAAACAGUAUGUUGUCAAUGAUAAAGUUCCUGAUCCAGUGUCUUCAACUCACUUUUUACAUUCACAUUUUGGUGCUGUGGUUGAACGUUUAGAUGACAUGAUAGAUAAUUAUAUCAAAAGUAGAAAUGGAGCGCACAGCACUGUCAUUGAGGAUUCACAAUUCAGGGACAUGUUGUAUCUUAAGGCAAUGUGUUCCCUCGCCCCUGCUGGGGAUCCUGUGGGCUUGUUGGCUGCUCAAUCUGUUGGGGAACCCUCAACUCAGAUGACAUUAAAUACCUUCCACUUUGCUGGUCGAGGAGAAAUGAAUGUCACUCUUGGUAUUCCACGUCUGAAAGAAAUUCUCAUGACAGCAUCCAAAAACAUAAGCACUCCAUCAAUGGAAAUACCAUUUCAAAGAGAUGUCACAGACCUCCAAAAAGAAGCUGAAAACCUAAAAGGUAAACUCUCUAGAGUCACUGUAGCUGAUAUUCUGGAAUAUGUUGAAGUGACAGAAUCUUUGGUCCUAUCUCCUGUACGGGCUCAUCAGUAUGUCAUGAAGAUGCACUUCCUUCCAUAUGAAUACUACAAACAAAUGUAUCAGGUAACUCCUGAUUCUGUGUUGAAGCAUAUCGAGAGGAAUUUCCUUGCUGCCAUAGAAUUCCACAUCAAGAAGCUUAUUUCAUCUGCCGGUAAAACUACAUCAAUCCAGGAGCAGGUCAGAAAAUCUAUGAAGUCUGGGAUAGAAAACAAGAAAGAGGCUGAGGAAGAUGACGUCGCUGUGGAGGCUCCUAAAGCUGAUGCUGGUGAGGGUCAUGAAAGUUCUGACGAAGAGGCUCGAGAUGAAGAUGAUGAUGCUACAGCAGCCAAGCAACACACAAAACAUCAGGAUACUGCAGCCUACAGUGAUGAAUCAGGAGACGAUAAUUCUGACAAUGAAUCUGAAGCCCUCAUAAAACAAGAAGAAGCCGUUCAUGAAGCUAAUGAAGGAGAUGAUGUAAGUUUCCUCAAUAAUUAUGCCCAUAUUGAUGACUACUCUUAUGACAAGAAAAAGAAAGAAUGGUGUGUCAUCAAAAUUAGUAUUGCGCUCCCAUGCAAGAAGCUAAAUCUUUCUACGCUUGUGAAGGAGGUAUCUCGCUUGUCAGCAAUUAGUGAAGUUCGUGGUCUGAAGAAAGCAUUUCUCCUUAAUAACCCUCGAGAGGGCAUAGUGCUGAAGACUGAUGGUCUCAACAUAAUAGAAAUGUUCAAAUACUCAGACCUGCUUGAUAUAAACAAACUGUACUCCAAUGAUGUUCAUGCCAUUGCAGGAAUCUAUGGCAUUGAGGCUGCAGUUAGAGUAGUUGUUAAAGAAAUUCAGGAUGUUUUUAAAGUCUAUGGUAUUACAGUUGAUGCUCGCCAUCUCAUGUUAAUUGCUGAUUUUAUGACUUUCUCUGGUGUAUUUUUACCUAUGAGCCGAACUGGGCUUGACAACAACCCAUCUGCUUUGCAAAAAAUGUCCUUUGAAGCUCCCGUUGGUUUCUUAAAGAAGUCAUUGUGGCUAGGAAAGACUGACAGUCUUAAUUCACCAUCUAGUCGCAUUUGUGUGGGCAGACCGUGCAAGAGUGGAACAGGAGCUUUUCAGCUCCGUCAUCAAUUACUCAUCAAGUAGUUGCCAAAUGAUGCUUUUUGUAAACUAACCCAUUUUUGAAGUCUGUCAUAGAAAUAUUUUGUCAUAGUUUUAAGGACUUUUUGUGAUAUUGAUGUGGAAAGGCCCUAAUUGUCAGUGAGAGGCCAAAUUAUCUUGCAAGCUCUUUGUAAUAAAAUUUAGUUUAUUUGAAGGCAGGGCAUGUGAAGGAAACAUCUAUUACCAAUGUAAACAAUGUAUGUAAAGUAACAAUUUAUUGUAAUAAACAAGUGUCAAACA
Molecule: messenger RNA, 5529 nt
Organism: Thrips palmi
Lineage: Eukaryota; Metazoa; Arthropoda; Insecta; Thysanoptera; Thripidae
Gene: RpI1
Product: DNA-directed RNA polymerase I subunit RPA1
Exons: 2
Coding region: 223-5274 (1683 amino acids)
Biological process (GO): DNA-templated transcription
Cellular component (GO): RNA polymerase I complex
Molecular function (GO): DNA binding; DNA-directed RNA polymerase activity
Source: RefSeq, a predicted model, not a curated record